GGUGGCCCCCAGCCGUCAGGACUGAGAUGGGAAAGAGUGUGGGUGCCCCCAGGGGGGCUUUUCUGUAAAGUGACCGGGCCCAUGGGGGACAUGCAGUCACGGGUGACUGCAGGCCCCCGUGCGGCCAGGGCACCCAUGGGGCCUCUCGGGGAGGUCACCGUGGUGCCCGGCUCACAGCCCCCAGGAGGAAGCUACACGUGGGUACAGAGUGCAGGCUGGCGGCACCUUGGGGAGGUGGGGUCCCGUGGGUGGGUGGCCCUCGGAGGGACCUUUGCCGACCGGCAGCGGGCUUCAUCCCGGGCGUCCCAGCCAGAGCCGCCAGGACACAGCUGGGGCAGGGCAGAGAGCCUGGCCCACCCCGUCAGGCUUGCAGCCAUCGGGGCACCCGGGGGGCGUCUGCUUGGCCCUGGGUGCUGUGUCAGCACAGCCAGGGCUGCGGGGAGGCUCUGCCCUCUGUUCUGGGGGGCGGCUGCCCGGGAACCUCCUGCCUCCAGGCUGACAGCCUUAAGGGGCUGUGGGUCGCCCAUGGGGUUCCUGUGGGCGCAAGAUGACCCUCGGCUUCCCCGGGGCCCCCUAGAGCCCCUCUUCUCUAAUGUCCUGUCCCCUGCCUUGCCUGCAGCCCCCAGCCUCAGCCCUGCCCCAUCCCCGGCAGCAAAACUCAACUCUGCAUUUCAGCCUGCAGCCCUCUGGUCCCCACACGUGAGAUGCUUCCCCUGACUUCCCAGGCCUGUGUGGCCUGGCCCGUUGGGCUCUCAGCCGCCGGAGACCCCUGGGCCUGGGUGCGACUGUCUCAGGCCCCCAAAUAGUUGGGGGGGCAUCACUGGACUCGUGAGCCCGUGACCCUGAUGGGCAUCCUGGCCAGAAAGCGGUGGGCAGGGUUGGGGGGCACCCGAGAUGGGGGUGGGGCAGCUGGCAGGUGCAGGGCGUCUGGGCCGGGCACCACGCACAGCCGCCUCCCCAGUUUCUCUCCGUCACCCAUUCCUCACCCGGACUCCAGGCCCUCACGUAAGAAGCCAAGAUAAGGCCGAUUUGUGGGCUAGUCAGUUCGGGCCAAAGCAGGCAGGUGGGGCGCCCGUCGUCCCCCCAGCCCCACUGUGUCAACCGCCAAGGGGACCCCUGCCCCGGGAGGUGAGCCCGGCCCGGGGGCCACGCUGCAGCUCGCUGGUCCAUUCAUCCGCUCACUCAGCGCCGGAGGAGCACCCAGAGCUGUCAGAAGUCAGAGGUCAGCAAGAGGCCGUACCCACUGCAGAGGUGGGAGGUGGCAGCACGGCAGGGCGAGCAGGGCCUGAGGGGGUGACCCGAGGGCAGAGGGCCUGGCAGGGGCCUGGGCGCCGGGCCCCAGUAGGAGCCGGCUUCCAAGGCCAGGCCGACUUUGGGGACCAAGCUCACUGCUGGGUGCUGGAGAGACAGGACCGGAGGAGUCCCCUCAUGGCCAGAGGGCCUCACCAAGCCUGUCGGGAGCCCAGAGUGUGUGUGGGGAUGGGGGGGCCGGGGGGGGGGGGCCGGGCGCAAGUGCGCCCCCCAAGCCCCGGCUUCAGCCCAGCCUCUGGCCUGUGGGGGACACCAGACUCUACACCCGUGUGGGGACCUCUCCCCACACUGGCCAUUUCAUGUGCCCCCGGCAGCCCUCAGGGAUCUGAAGCUGGUCCUCACCCCACCCCUUGGGGGGCAGGCCUCUCUCCUGCCCCUCUGGCCAAGCACAGCUUCUGUGUCCAGCCCAGGACUCCCAGGUGUCCUGAGGACUCCGGGACCCCACAUCUGAGAGCCGCAACUGGACGGGGCGGUCGCCGUGGGCCUCGUUCUCUGCCCGGUCCGGCAACCUGCCAGGGACAGGACAGAAGGCCAGCCAAUCCCGGAAGCGGGCCGCGCCCCCGGCCAGCAUGAUCCCAGCAAGUGUAUAAAUACACCUGCCGGGAGCCCACGCCCAGAGAACUCACACCCGCC
Messenger RNA from Orcinus orca (killer whale), 1944 nucleotides. RefSeq names its product collagen alpha-1(II) chain-like. The transcript has 2 exons. The coding region runs from base 895 to 1884 and encodes 329 amino acids. NCBI's taxonomy places the organism in Eukaryota, Metazoa, Chordata, Mammalia, Artiodactyla, Delphinidae. The record is from RefSeq and is a predicted model, not a curated record.